Messenger RNA from Sphenostylis stenocarpa, 363 nucleotides. NCBI's taxonomy places the organism in Eukaryota, Viridiplantae, Streptophyta, Magnoliopsida, Fabales, Fabaceae. The record is from the annotation of a GenBank genome assembly.
AUGGCUGAGGAGUUCAUGGAAUCCGAGGUUGUCUUCUCCGACAGCACCAUCCACGAGGAGGUCAAGGUGCCGCAGCCCCCGCCGCGGAGGCUGCCCAAUUCCAAGCCUGUCACUAUACCCGAGAGGAUGGUUCGAAGGUGGGGCUCCGCCGAGGUGGAAGAGGAGGCGGAGGAGAUGACGCCUCCGCACGAGAUCUUGAGGCGGAGGGUGGCUGCAAAAAUGGCUUUCUCUGUCUGCACUGGGAAUGGGAGGACUUUGAAAGGACGAGAUUUGAGUCAGACUUCUUAUAUUCUGGGGAGUGCUUGCUUCUGCGAUGCUCUAAGGUGUGCGCAGUGCACCCACUUCUCGUUCAAUCUUCUCUAA